GCCGGAAGUUGGGGACCUUUCUGCAUGCGGGUGACGUCACCACACAGUCGUGAACAUGGCGUCCGUGACAACAGCCACCUCAGAAUGGAUUCAGUUUUUUAAGGAUGCAGGGAUCCCAGCUGGUCUGGCUGUCACAUAUGCUGUUUCCUUCGUAGACAACAGAAUUCAGAAGAACAUGUUAAUGGACCUCAGUAAAGACAUCAUGAUGGACCUCGGCAUUACUGUAAUUGGGGACAUCAUUGCCAUUCUUAAACAUGCCAAACAGGUCUACAGGCAGGACAUGUGCAAAAUGGCAACUGAGGCCAUCUCAUCAGGACAGACCAGUGUUCAAGCUGAGCUCAGAAGAACUGCCAACACCC
This is a messenger RNA of Neolamprologus brichardi, 359 nucleotides long. Lineage: Eukaryota; Metazoa; Chordata; Actinopteri; Cichliformes; Cichlidae. The record is from RefSeq and is a predicted model, not a curated record.